AUGAAGUCUUCGACGCAGAAGAAAAGGAAGUCCGAUGUCAAUAUUGACUCUUCAUCAACGCUUCCAACGAAGAAAGAACGGCCAUGGUACGCAGAAGAGGCGUCUGGCGGUGGCAAGAUCUCAGUGGAAAAAGAGAGACGAAAAAGCAUCAUCGGACUAGGGAAAGGUCUACUGAAGAAGAUGCGUAGUUCAUCUGCGCUCAAGGAGCGCAAUAAUCGUGACUUGACAAUGACAAUGGCGUCGGCGAGCACCAGCAGGAUGCCUGUUUUUAGAGAGCCACCACUAAGUGUGUUGAUGGACCCUAUGCCAGAAGAAAGUUCGAAUACGUACGCAUCUUCCGCGCGGCUUCGCUGUGUACUCCCGGCUCGGGAGUUUGGAAGAGGAACAUCUCAUCGUGGAAGCGCACGAAGCAUGCCACCGGAGUCUGAUCUGAUUCGUGGACUGUGUAAUAGUGCCAUACGACGAACGUUUUCCUCGGUCUCAGAUAGCCUUGCCAGUCCACAACGUUUUGAUCGAUCGCGAUCUAUGCGACUACGAGAAAAGCUACUGCUGAGUGCCAGCAUGGCAGAACUGCCCGAAGAAGAGGUUGCUCCUCUUGCUACGUGUGAGGAAGGUGUUGAGGAAAAUAGAACUCCCGUCUGUGAUGUUGAAGGCUCUGGCCGAAGAAGUAGUCUUAUAUGGCUCCGCUCCAAAUCGAGGAUAUUUGGUUCGCGAAAGCGUGGUGAUGCUACAACUACACCCCUUGGUACCACUGCGUUAGUGCGGGGUUCGAACAACAAUUUGGCAGCGGACAUAAUAGGAAGAACUCCAGGUGGCAUAAUCAAGCGGUCCUCCACAAACUCAAAGACAGACAGCGAUCGUCCGCUACCUUCACAAGACGGGCGCUGCAGUGAUGUCUCAAGCGUGUUGCAGCAACAGGUUCGUUCUGAUCAAAAGAAGAAGGAGGCAGAUGAAGCAAAAUUGUUCUUGGAAAAGAUUAUUGUCUCCAAAGAGCCUGUGCGACAAGUACUAUACCGAGAUGGAUAUGAUGCGAUCGUUGUGGAUGUAUCUCCAACAGGGCUUCCAGUGUCCACCAUUGCGGCAGAAGUACUGGCAGGAGAUUAUGGUGUAGAACUGCAUAAAAGUGGGAUGUUCAACCCAUAUAAGAAUGGCAUUUUGAAGACGUCAGAGGGUAAACCAGAUAUAAUUUAUAUUGUAAGCGAAAAAGAAGAUACGGCUGACAAGCGUGUAAGAGUUGGAGUUGCAACAGGAAUGCGGGAAGCUUUUGAGAGUAAACGCCUCAAAAAAGUGUUGCUCUACCCAUUUUGCACGUCGGAAGAGGAGGUAGUAGCGGAUUUCCUCAUUCAGCAGUUCCUUUUGACUUCGUACAAAGCUCUGACGUGGAAUCCAAACGCGAGUUCUUUCGAUGGUAGUGUGACGCUAGCUGGUGUUACGGAGAAGGACUGUGAACAGAUGCAGCGUCUUUACGAAGAAUUGCUUAACACGGAAAUCAGACCGAAAAUCGCGGUCUAUGAAGCGCUGCAGGCGUCAGCAUCAGAUGUUUCACCGCCAGAAAAGGAGAGUGAGGUCUGA
This is a messenger RNA of Ostertagia ostertagi, 1572 nucleotides long. The record is from the annotation of a GenBank genome assembly. NCBI's taxonomy places the organism in Eukaryota, Metazoa, Nematoda, Chromadorea, Rhabditida, Trichostrongylidae.